AUGUCGACACCCUCAAGUCAGUCAGAUUUCCAGAAUAAACCGGUUUUUCUGAGAGGAAUCACUACCGAGUCGUUGGCCUCCAACGCCAAUGUAUUGGUGGGCCGCCAAAACGUUUUCAUUCUUAUUUAUUGGCAUUAUUUACACACCUUCUUGGUUGUAUUGGCUCUGAUGGAAAUCGACUCAACAAACAGCGCAGAAUGUCGGGAUCAGCUGUUGGACAGAAUGUAUGGUCUAUGGGCACAGUGGGAUCACUUCGUACGGUCAGCAUUGCAGCUCAGUUCAUCGCAAAAUCUCACUGACACGGAUCACCUGCCUUCAUCCACCUCAAAACAUGCGAAAUCAGCCUCGUCACAUCCAAGUAAUGGGCUACUGAGGUCGAAACCUUUGCUUCCAGCUGCAGCUGUUGGAACCACCGCGCGUACCUCAUCUUCCAGCUCAGAUCUCUUUGUACCCCGAUCGCAACGCUCUCGCGCUGGUUGCCACUUCGGACGCAUCCUCCCGUUGUUACCGGCGACAGCUCGGUCUUCAACUUCAAGUUCUGAUUUGUUCCUGCCCAGAAUGCCGCGGGUUCGCCAACUAGCAGAAAGCAAUAACAAAUCAGAUACUGUUUCUUCGCCAUCAGCACCAGAGAGUUCACCUCCUGUAACCGGUGCCUCAGUGAUAAGCAGUGAUACUCCUCAGCCCCCAGAAGUCACUGACAGCGGUCCAAAGCAAACAUCGCUAUUGAGCUCGAAUACAGGGCUUGUCUCAAAGAUGUCAACUGUUCCUGAGACGAAAUUAACGUUGGUUCCUGAAUCACCCGCUGAAGAUACGGAAGAUCAGGAGGUCAUAAGUCGUCCUCCACCGAUAGUCGUACCGGAAUCCACUUCCUCUUCUGCGAGUGUUGCCAGUCACUUUAGCUCUUCAGCAUCUGAGGAGGCAGCGGAGCGAACUAUGGUUGCAUCUACUGCGUCGCACAGUGCUGUCACAUCAGCCACCAUUUCCGCCGUUGGAACACAAAUCGCUCUGAGUAGCGACGAGGCACCUACCACAGGCAAAAUCCCCAUUUACGGUAGGUGGCACCGUCAACUCUACUACUAUGCUGGGAUCUUGGAGCUUCCACAACCCGGGUUCCGUCGUUCGGUUCAAUUCGAAGAUGGUUCCCAAUCUCGACUCAAACCAUCAGAUUUGCUGUACGUGAACCUUCUACCAGUUUCAGCAGAAGUCUGCGCAGACUGGGAUAACAACGGAGACUUUUGGGGUGACUGUGUUGUUGAGACGCAUCUGAUGGAUUCGCGCCGACCCUAUUUGAUAUUUUGCCGAACGAAUGGAGAGCGAAAAGCAAUGGCCCGGAAGGAUGUCACCAUCCAUCAUUCUCAGGUGUGUCGCCUACGAGAAUCGGGUUUGUUACCAGUUUCAGCUGAUGCUGCCCCUGAGCGUCCCGGUGCUAGUUCCUCCACGAAGAACCAACCACCGUCCAAAAGGAAAACACCAAGACCGGAAGAGCAACUGUCACAACCAUCGGGCGCACUCUUAGCUACUCCUGAGGUCAGCCUAACCAACGUUUUGUUCAGCAAGCGCCAACCGAAGGUCAAGCGCUAUCGCUCUAGUUGGGCAACGCCACUUACCCGAUUAGCAGCGGAGGCCAAAGCAAAAGAAGGAGGAUACAGUUCUGAAGGACCGAAAUAUCAAAAGUUGUCCAAAUCUUUCACAACGACAUCGUCGUUACGUUCUCCAACGGUAGAUCGAGACUCAACGACAAGUGGACGGUGCAAGCGGUUGCGACAACGAUCUGGACGAUCAGAAACUACGAAUGCGUCGGGUACCAAAAAGCAGCGAUUACUUAAGUCUCCUCUUCACAAUGUGCUUUCGCCGUUAAAAUCCAAUGAUUAUGAGAGUGACGUGGCAACACCACCAAUCCAACCGAUUUCUCGGACAUCUGUGGAUUCGUCUACAACAACUGCCACCCGCCCGAUCAAUGACACAUCGAUGCUGAUUCAUCGUAGAUCGCUGAGUCGUUGUUUGGGAAUUCCUGUCCCCAGUGCUCGACUUUUCUGUGGUUGGAAAAUUAUGAUUACUGGUAGAGUAACAGUCUUGAACGCGCCUGUCGAAUAUUAUCCUUUAUCUUGUAUCGGAAUCUUUAUUUGUAGGUUUGCUGUGCCAAUUCGCUAUCGGUUUCCUGCUUAUCAAGUAUUGCCACCACUUUCCUUGUUUGAUCUCCGAGUUGAUUGGCUUGGAGGCCAGAAUAAAUGUGAGCUGGUGGCGAUUGUCACAGACGAUAUGGAGGUGUUUGGACCUGCUUGGGCCAACAUUCUGCAGCUAGCGAAUGGAGCUCCCCUUUCGUCCGACGAAUUGAGUUCACAUGUCGUUAAACCAAUCCCCAUUCUUUCAACCGAUGAAGCCCCCAAAAACUUGCACCACUUGCUAUAUCCUAUGCGGUCACGAUCUACGCCUCAGCGGUCAGUUAACAAAGGAUCCUUGGUCUUGAUUGAUGUUGCAGAUUACGAGGCAGCGACGUGCUGCAUAUUGCGGAGGCGUUGUCUGUCCUUGAUCAACGUUGACUCGCGCUGUCUAGGUUUGAUGCAAGGCUGUGACGCGCUGCAUAUUGAGGGGGCGUUGUCUAUCUGGUCAACAUCUAGCGGAGCUGAGAGUCUCCGUAGAUUCCGGGCAUUCAGUGGUUGCUUUCAGGAAGCUGACUUUCCUGAUACCUUGAGAAACUUUCGUCCGAAUGCAUGGCUGAACUUGACCUGUUGCCUUGCCAGUUGGUCACUUGCGACUACUUCAUCCAGUCUCUCAUUUGUGGCCAUCUUCUUAACCCGGUUGACUCUUCAGCCUUUGUACCCCCAAGACACUAACCAGCAUCACUAGCCGUUCAGAUUCACGAUAUUUUUUAUCCGUCCGCACCAAUGACCAAUUAUCUCUGCAUUUAUUCCCCUGUUCCCGCUGGUUUCCAAAAUGUG
Molecule: messenger RNA, 2939 nt
Organism: Opisthorchis viverrini
Lineage: Eukaryota; Metazoa; Platyhelminthes; Trematoda; Opisthorchiida; Opisthorchiidae
Exons: 18
Coding region: 1-2847 (948 amino acids)
Source: RefSeq, a predicted model, not a curated record